This is a messenger RNA of Phycomyces blakesleeanus NRRL 1555(-), 1917 nucleotides long. RefSeq lists its product as hypothetical. Gene Ontology annotation, molecular function: protein binding. Bases 1 to 1917 code for a protein of 638 amino acids. The record is from RefSeq and is a predicted model, not a curated record. The transcript has a single exon. Lineage: Eukaryota; Fungi; Mucoromycota; Mucoromycetes; Mucorales; Phycomycetaceae.
AUGGCAUCUAAAUUGCAAUUCAACAUUCUUGCCAUCAUUGCAAGACAUCUAUCUCAAGACGAUAUUUGCGCCUGUUCUAGAGUUUGCAAAUCAUGGGCAGUACCAUUUCAAGAGUCCUUGUGGAAAGUAUUUCACAUAAACGAUCAAAAGACAUUAAAAAUGAUAUGUGACCCAUCUUUUUCCUCUCAGAACAGCAUCUGUCUUCAGAAAUUUGGACAUAGUGUGUAUGAAUUACAUGUCGGACGCCACUUUUAUAUUCUUAAAGAACAACUCCGGGAUUUACAGCAACGUUUUGGGAACCUCAGGUGUCUUUAUGUGGACAGCAUCAAUUUGAGGGCAGCCAAUCUAGAAAUAAUGCCCGGCCGAGUUUCCUGGAGAUCUGUGGAAUAUCUUGAGGUCAGCUUACAAUGGACAGAGGCUCAUAACGACCUCGAAGAGCUUUCUAGACUUUUGGCAUUCUUACCCUGUCUCGGCAUAUUCCGUCUAACUGAGAGCAGCUCAAGCCAAAGCAAGAGUUUUUCCUGGAAAGACAUUGAUAUGGUCCAUAGUCACUUGUCACAAUUGAAAGAAAUAUAUAUUGACGUUAUCCUUUGUCCUAUACCCUCUGAGGACAUUGAAACCAUUAGAGACAUUGUACCAUCCAGCUCUAUAAGAAAAGUCACUAUCGUUGGCAAAGAUAUCUGCUCAAGGUGGCUACAUUACUUUUCAAGCAAAUAUGAAAACCUAAAGACCUUUACGUGGAAUAUUAAGCUCAGCAAGAUAACAAGACCCGGGUAUUCACCGAAUGAAAAGACACCCGUACUCAGUCUGCCUUUGUCGCCUUUCCGGAAACUUGUCACUGUAGAUGUAGAAAGCAAUGAGCAUGAGUCAAUAUCACAUCAUGCUUCCUUUUGGAAGAAACUAAAUAAAUUCGGUGCGCUACCGAGGCGCAUAGAUUACAAGCUACGCUGGGAACCCGAUACUACAGAAAAGGCAGAGGGUCUUAUUACCGAAUGCUUGAAGAUCUUUUCGUCGACCGUAGAAAACUUUAUUUUCGAAAGCUACAACAAAUACAACAACAAGUCACUAGGUGCUUUCAACAUCCCAAUGACAUUUAGUGUCUGUCCUCAACUAGUCAAUUUGGACCUACAUAUGCCUGAUUCCAGUAUCGCACUAGACAUGCUUUUGGAUUGUUGCAAGGCUCUAAAAACUCUGAAGUUGUGUCACAGGCGGGUCUUCAUUGAUCCCGAAACAUCAAUUGUGCCAAAGGAGCAUGGGUUACUGACGAUGUGCCUUUGGGAUACAAGUACUAGACCAAACUUGUUCACAUAUCUUUCGUUCCGUUGCAAACAACUGGAGACAAUGCGUCUCAAUAAUGUUUCUAUUCACGGGACUGUCUCAAUAGAAACAGGAAAGCUCAACAUUGACAUGAUCCACACAUCAUUCAAGACUUUAGAAUUCAACUCUGUCAAAUACUAUUGUCCUACCCCGUACAAACAUAAUCAUAGACUUUCACAGAGUGCCAAAGAAAAACCAAUCAAUCUGAUACUCAUUGAACAGCACCGUGUUGAGCUUUCUAUUAUUUAUGACAUCGAGAAAAAGUCGGCUGUUUUUGAUACCUUGCUUUCCAUGCCAGUAGCUGAGCCGGUGUGGAUUCACUAUUAUUUAAAGAGUGUGCCAUUUGUACCCAAUGGUGGGAUGAGAAUACUUGGAAAAAAUGAAGUCAAGUAUAUUCGAGAAUACAUUGAUGAAUUCAAAGAAAAUCAAGAAAUAUUCUUCAGUCAACCAACAUUUGAAGACAACAACUAUGGAUUGGAACCAGAAACUCGGUGGAAAAGGGAUUUUACCCAAGGAUGUGCCGUGUGGCGCUGUCAAAGCGUUUCAAAGCAUAUCAUUAAAGCAUACAAAGAUGUGUAUGUUUAUAACUCACCAAAAUAA